AUGAUGCAUCCAUUCUUUUCAGCUGCUAGAAACUCAACAAGGGUAGCAUCGAUGAGAUCGAUGUUUACCCGGAAUUUCGUUUCCAAAACCCAAUUUGUCAACACUAGAGUUAUGUCCAAUGGGUCCAUGAUGCCUAAGAUGAAGUUGCUUGUGGGGUCAGUAGGAACGUUUUACUUGGUCAAUAAGCUUCAAUCUAAAUCGACUAUCUUUAAUGAUGCUGCGUUUGCUGGAAAUCGGGGGUUUUCCACCCAGCAACCUGUUGUGCCAGAACAAAAAGUGAUUAGUUCGAGGUUUGGGGGAAAGUUGGAUUACCAGGAAUUGACCAUUGGUUCGAUCACAGGAUUGUUCUUGGGAAUACUUGCUGGAAAAUUGAGUUCUGCAAUUGUAUUUUUGACGUUAUCAGGCUAUCUUUUGACCCAAUUUUUGGAAAACAAGGGCAUUAUUAGUAUUCCAUGGAGACAAUUCGUCAAUAUCGGAUCUGAAAGAAUUGACGUAAAGAGGUUGGUGUUGAACCAGCCUAGCUUCAAAAUAUCGUUUGUAUUGACAUUUUUGAUUGCUGCUUUCAAUGUAUAG
Molecule: messenger RNA, 573 nt
Organism: Debaryomyces hansenii CBS767
Lineage: Eukaryota; Fungi; Ascomycota; Pichiomycetes; Serinales; Debaryomycetaceae
Exons: 1
Coding region: 1-573 (190 amino acids)
Source: RefSeq, a predicted model, not a curated record